AAUUCCUCCUCGAAUUUGACGCGAUUUUCUUUUCAGAAAAGGAAAAUCCUUUUUCCGCAUGCCAUAAAUAUUCAACGCGAUUCAAAUUUUAAAGCUUCGAGAAAACAGAGGAACAACAACAACAAAAGAGAAUAUAACGCGCUUUUUAGUUCGCUGUUGACUGAAAAACUCCGUUCAUUUCUUCGAUCCGAUCGUUAUUCUCAGACGAAGUUCAAAUUUUCCGACGUCUACUUUGCAGGAUAAUGGUGUUUACUCCAAUUAGCACUGCUUUGGAUUUGUGAAGGUUUUUUUUAUGAGGAACACCGAUUUGUAGAAAUGUCUGAAGCGGAGUGCCUUUUGUUAAACCAAAUGAGGAUGCCAGAGAUUCAGUUGGGUGCUCAUACUGUAAGGUCUCAUGGGGUUAAAGUUGCAAGGACUCACAUGCAUGACUGGAUCAUUCUUUUGCUUCUCAUUGUGAUAGAGGUCAUUUUAAAUGUUAUAGAACCAUUUCACCGCUUUGUCGGAGUGGAUAUGAUGACUGAUCUGAAAUACCCAAUGAAAGACAAUACCGUUCCCUUUUGGGCCGUCCCUAUGCUUGCGAUAAUGCUUCCACUUUUUGUCAUUCUUGUAUACUAUUUCAUCAGAAAGGAUGUUUAUGAUCUACACCACGCCAUACUGGGCCUUCUGUUUUCUGUGCUUAUCACCGGUGUUAUAACUGAUGCUAUUAAAGAUGCUGUUGGUCGGCCUCGUCCAGACUUCUUUUGGCGUUGUUUCCCUGAUGGAAAAAGGGUUUUUGACCCUGUGACAAAGGACGUUAUGUGUACUGGAAUAAAGAGUGUCAUCAAGGAAGGACACAAAAGUUUUCCCAGUGGUCAUACUUCAUGGUCAUUUGCAGGUCUUGGAUUUCUUGCACUAUACUUGUCUGGAAAAAUCCGGGUAUUUGAUCGCCAGGGCCAUGUGGCAAAGCUAUGCAUCGUCUUCUUACCAUUACUCAUUGCUGCUUUAGUGGGAAUUUCUCGAGUUGAUGACUAUUGGCAUCACUGGCAAGAUGUUUUUGCUGGGGGUCUUCUAGGGCUAACAGUUUCAUCAUUUUGUUACUUGCAAUUCUUUCCGGCACCAUAUGAAGUAGAUGGGUGGGGGCCUCAUGCAUAUUUCCAGAUGUUAGCAGAGUCUCGAAAUGUGAAUCCAUCCAACGGCUCAAAUGUACAACAAGCCGAACUCGAGAGUGGAUAUGUGGAUUCACAGCAUUGCAGGGAGUUAUCGAGAGUGAAUACACAUGACUCAAGCCCUAUUCUUGAAGGAACGAACGGUAGGAUGGGAUAUUGAGAGUAUUGAAUGUUAAGAGUGUACAUACAAUCAUCAGAUGUCCAUAGCGUUUGAGACUAAGUACAACUAUUUUGGGGUUACACGUGGUUUUACUUAGAUAUUGAAAUAUGGAUCUGAGAUUAUAUUAGAAUUUGAUAUUUGUUAAUUCAUUUUCAUGAUUAUGUUGAUCUCACAAAUCUUGUGAUAUUUGUUAAUUCAUUUUCAUGAUAGCGUUGGGAUUUUGCUUGUAUUUAUAGUCUUGCCUCUUUGAAAGAUCAUAAUUUUAUACUUA
Molecule: messenger RNA, 1576 nt
Organism: Gossypium raimondii (Peruvian cotton)
Lineage: Eukaryota; Viridiplantae; Streptophyta; Magnoliopsida; Malvales; Malvaceae
Product: lipid phosphate phosphatase 2
Exons: 9
Coding region: 316-1305 (329 amino acids)
Biological process (GO): phospholipid metabolic process
Molecular function (GO): phosphatidate phosphatase activity
Source: RefSeq, a predicted model, not a curated record